Molecule: messenger RNA, 7022 nt
Organism: Bicyclus anynana (squinting bush brown)
Lineage: Eukaryota; Metazoa; Arthropoda; Insecta; Lepidoptera; Nymphalidae
Gene: nab
Product: NGFI-A-binding protein homolog
Exons: 8
Coding region: 237-1670 (477 amino acids)
Biological process (GO): negative regulation of DNA-templated transcription
Cellular component (GO): nucleus
Molecular function (GO): transcription coregulator activity; transcription factor binding
Source: RefSeq, a predicted model, not a curated record
CGAACUUGGAUGCGUUCAGUCGCGACGCGCACUCUACAGAGCGUUCACGUCCGCGACCGCCAUCUUUUUUAUUUACGAACGCGACCAUUCGAACACGAAAGCGCGGGAACUCCAACCGGAUUAUUAUUUAAAAAAAAACUUAAAUUUUUUUUUUGUUAUCUAGCUCUUUUUUUUCUAGCCAGUGUUUAUCUAUGAUGUAGAUUUGAAAAGUUGUGAAGUUCGUAAUUGGCGGGUUAAUGUGUGCGAGUGAGAAGGGAGAUAUGGAAAGCCCGGGCGAGGAAACGGGACGGGUGCCCCCGCACACCCCCGCGACGCAACCGAACGGGUCCAAUAAGAUAAUCGGACGCAAUGUGAAUGGGACCAUGGUCGUGACGUCAGCGCCUGCUAACGAAGCCGAGCUGCAGUUAUACAGGGUGAUGCAACGUGCCAGUCUACUCGCCUACUACGACACGUUAUUAGAAAUGGGAGGCGACGACGUCCAACAGCUUUGCGACGCGGGAGAGGAGGAAUUCCUAGAAAUAAUGGCUCUAGUGGGCAUGGCAUCGAAACCACUCCACGUGAGGCGGCUCCAAAAAGCCCUGCAAGAAUGGGUGAACAAUCCAGCGUUAUUCCAAAUUCCCAUCGUCCCAAAUUUGUGCCCCUCAGAAAACCCUUUCUUACCAUGCAACCAAAGACUAUUGAACAUCCCACCCAACAUUCCUCAUCUACCUCGAACAGUAGCAUCACCUGAUAACGACAGACCAAUGUACAGCCCUUCACCUGGUGCUCCAGAAAACUCUUGCAGUUCAAAUACAUCUGCUCCUAACGCAAGUCCUGUACAUAGUCAAAGCACGUUUACUAAAAUAGUCCUUCCCGUAUCACCUGCGCCCACUGCCCCAGUAACCACCACUACCAGGUCCUUUUCCCCCCAAAGCGCAUGUCCACCAGCAUCCUCUGGUUCUAGUCCGAGCUCAGUGACCUCUCCUGUACAUUUAACACCAGUUUUAUUAGACGUUCACGUACAAAAGUUAGCAGCUGCAGCGGAAAAGUUAAGCAAACAUUUACCGCAGUUAGAACCGAAACCACAGAAUACUAAAAAGAAGAUGUGUAAAGACUUGGAGUUAGUGAUGAUGAUGCCGGAAACCGAUCCGAGAAGGAUGGAGGAGAUAAGGAAGUACGCAGCGAUAUAUGGAAGGUUUGACUGCAAACGGAAGCCGGAGAAGCCUUUGACGUUGCAUGAGGUGAUGGUAAACGAGGCAGCCGCUCAGAUGUGUCGAUGUGUACCCGCGCUGCUGACGCGGAGAGACGAGCUGUUCCCACUGGCCAGACAGCUCGUGAGGCGCGCUGGUCUGCACUACUCCAAGCAUGGCCUCCCACCAACUACUGCGAGUGACGACCGCGAACGGGAUGAUGACGAGACACCUAGCAAACGGCCGCGGCAGGACGGAGACGACGGUAAUGGAGUCAGGGCUAGUCCAGAGGCUGCAAGGAGUUCUAAUCAUGGCUGGUGGGGCAUGAAGACAGAGAGCGAUGACGCCGACUCCAGGUGUUCAUACUCCAGCACCAGCACUCCGCCGCCCGAAACUGAUGAAUCUCGUCCACAAGUGGUAGCAGCGCGAGGUGACAGCAUCAUAGCGGUCGCUAAUCCUGCGCUACAGCCUCCUCACCCCGCCAGGAAUCAUUCCAACUGACCAGUGCUGCCAGAGAGGUGACACAUAGCGGUCACCAACCCCCGCAUCCCGCCAGGAAUCACUCCAACUGACCAGAGGGGGCAGCCAAGUAACACGUCAUAGCGGUCGCCAACCCCGCGCUACAGCCCCCGCAUCUUGCCAGGAACCAUCGCAACUGAUCAGUGAGGGCAGCUUGAUGACGCAUAGCGGUCGCCAACCCCGCGCUUCAGCUUCCGUACCCCGUCUGGUACCACUUCAACUGACUAAUGAGGACAGCAAGGUGACAUAUAGUGGUCGCCAUAUUCAGUAGCCGCGCUACAGCCCCUGCACCUUGCCAAGAACCACUCCAACUGACCAGUGGGGGCAGCCAAGUAACAGGUCAUAGCGGUCGCCAUCCUAGCGCUGCAGCCCCCGCACCCCGCAAGGAAUCACUCCAACUGACCAGUGCUGCCAGAGGGGUGACACAUAGCGGUCGCCAACCCCCGCACCCCGCCAGGAAUCACUCCAAUUGACCAAUGGGGGCAGCCAAGUAACACGUCAUAGCGGUCGCCAACCCCGCGCUUCUGCCCCCGCAUCCCGCCAGGAAUCACUCCAACUGACCAGUGGGGGCAGCCAAGUAACACGUCAUAGCGGUCGCCAUCCUAGCUCUGCAGCCCCCGUACCUCGCCAGGAAUCACUCCAACUGACCAGAGGGGGUAGCCAAGUAACACGUCAUAGCGGUCACCAUCCUAGCUCUGCAGCCCCCGUACCCCGCCAGGAAUCACUCCAACUGACCAGAGGGGGUAGCCAAGUAACACGUCAUAGCGGUCACCAUCCUAGCUCUGCAGCCCCCGUACCCCGCCAGGAAUCACUCCAACUGACCAGAGGGGCAGCCAAGUAACACGUCAUAGCGGUCACCAUCCUAGCUCUGCAGCCCCUGCACCUUGCCAAGAACCACUCCAACUGACCAGUGGGGGCAGCCAAGUAACAGGUCAUAGCGGUCGCCAUCCUAGCGCUGCAGCCCCCGCACCCCGCAAGGAAUCACUCCAACUGACCAGUGCUGCCAGAGGGGUGACACAUAGCGGUCGCCAACCCCCGCACCCCGCCAGGAAUCACUCCAAUUGACCAAUGGGGGCAGCCAAGUAACACGUCAUAGCGGUCGCCAACCCCGCGCUUCUGCCCCCGCAUCCCGCCAGGAAUCACUCCAACUGACCAGUGGGGGCAGCCAAGUAACACGUCAUAGCGGUCGCCAUCCUAGCUCUGCAGCCCCCGUACCUCGCCAGGAAUCACUCCAACUGACCAGAGGGGGUAGCCAAGUAACACGUCAUAGCGGUCACCAUCCUAGCUCUGCAGCCCCCGUACCCCGCCAGGAAUCACUCCAACUGACCAGAGGGGCAGCCAAGUAACACGUCAUAGCGGUCACCAUCCUAGCUCUGCAGCCCCCGUACCCCGCCAGGAAUCACUCCAACUGACCAGAGGGGGUAGCCAAGUAACACGUCAUAGCGGUCACCAUCCUAGCUCUGCAGCCCCCGUACCCCGCCAGGAAUCACUCCAACUGACCAGAGGGGGUAGCCAAGUAACACGUCAUAGCGGUCACCAUCCUAGCUCUGCAGCCCCCGUACCCCGCCAGGAAUCACUCCAACUGACCAGAGGGGCAGCCAAGUAACACGUCAUAGCGGUCACCAUCCUAGCUCUGCAGCCCCCGUACCCCGCCAGGAAUCACUCCAACUGACCAGUGGGGGCAGCCAAGUAACACGUCAUAGCGGUCGCCAUCCUAGCUCUGCAGCCCCCGUACCCCGCCAGGAAUCACUCCAACUGACCAGAGGGGGCAGCCAAGUAACACGUCAUAGCGGUCACCAUCCUAGCUCUGCAGCCCCCGUACCCCGCCAGGAAUCACUCCAACUGACCAGAGGGGCAGCCAAGUAACACGUCAUAGCGGUCACCAUCCUAGCUCUGCAGCCCCCGUACCCCGCCAGGAAUCACUCCAACUGACCAGAGGGGGUAGCCAAGUAACACGUCAUAGCGGUCACCAUCCUAGCUCUGCAGCCCCCGUACCCCGCCAGGAAUCACUCCAACUGACCAGAGGGGCAGCCAAGUAACACGUCAUAGCGGUCACCAUCCUAGCUCUGCAGCCCCCGUACCCCGCCAGGAAUCACUCCAACUGACCAGAGGGGGCAGCCAAGUAACACGUCAUAGCGGUCGCCAUCCUAGCUCUGCAUCACCACACAGCAGCUUCAUAGUUAGGUUCACAUUGGACCUGACUACAGCCCAUCCUGAUUUCGUCCCAUUCGAUCCCAAGGACAACGUUAUCGUCAGAACGCGCUAAAGAAAACCGCACAUAAGGGGCCCCGGUCGUGCUUUCGCCUGGACCCUUACGGGUCCGAGAGAAUAACGUAAUCGCGCUGUCACUGUGUGUGUGCCAAAUGCCAUAACAGUUUCGUUUAGGCCCAGUACAUUGGAGUCCCACGUCGGGCGCCAAUUGAUCAAUGCCAAUUGCCAAUCUUGACAAUAUCAAUACAAAUCAUGCCCACCUACCAUCAUGUUUCAACAAUACCCACUUUGACUGCAUUUUCGCGUUGGACAGUCAGGAUGAUUUAUAUCAUUAUUAUCAGCCAAUUUAUUUAAUCCAAACCGCUUGACCACAAUCGCAGCUAUAAGUAUCAAUAAGUCCAGAUGUGGCUUAACGAAAAUUUAAGUUAUUCAAGACAAUGACACCAUCUUAGAUAUGGAAACGGGUAAAUAGGUACAAGCGAAAAAUGGGAUCUUGGUAUUUUUAAAUAAAUCAGAGAAAGAAGAUUCCGACAAGGAAAUACAUUCCAUCACAUAAAUAUAAAAUCACAAAUAUUGUUGUAAAUAAUGAACAUAGUUUAUAGAUUAUUUGGAAGCCAUAUAUGCCUUUUAGUCAUUAUUUAUGUAAGUCGUUUAAUACUAUAAGGUUGUAUAUAAUUGAAUGACGAACUUAAUAAGAAAUUUUAAAAGUUUCAAAAGUGUUUUUUAUUUAUCUACUUAGUUACUUAUUUAUAAUUUCAUUUGUAUAUACAUUUUUGUAUAUGUUUCUAAAAAUGCACAUUUUUUGGAAGUCUAUAAAAUAUUGCUCAAAUUGCGGUAAAUGUUUUUUCUAGGCCACAUUCUUACCUAUAGUCUAGCAAGUUAGUUGAUGACACUCCCAUGAUAUGCGGUCGACGGGGGGAAUGACUGCGCGGAUGUGAAACCAUCCGUACGGGGAAGUGAUGUGCAUCAGUCGUGGGUUUUUCAUUCAUAGCUACACGCCCCCCGGCCCGCGCGGACUAUCGGGAGUGUUACGAACGAAGUUGCCAAGCUAUAGGAAGAACUGGAUUUUUAGAAACUUUUCUUAAUUAACUUGCCUUAACUCAUGGAUUUCAUCAUCAUCUUCUAUUGUUCAGGUUUUCAGGUUCUAUGAGUGCAACUUAAAUUUGAAAAUAUCAAUUGUAUUGUUGAUUUUAAGGCUUUGUAUUUGUCUUUGUCAGAGGUAUAUCAAAGAAUUCUAACUAACCUUCACAAGUUUGAUUUAAUCUAUUGUUAUUGAGUAUUUUGUAUUUAAUAUUAUUUUAUGUAAAUUGUGUUGGUACAUUUAUUAAUUUAAUUAUUACAUUUUAUUUUCAUGACAUUUUGACAAGCAAUACGUUUAUAUAUGACAUUUAAAAUUUUAUUUUAAAACAUACCUUCACAAUUAAGUUUAAUUUUUAAUUACUUGUGUCUUUCUAAAUUGUUGUACGCCAUAAAUGGUCAAAUGCAAUGAAUGAAUAUUGUUAUUCUGUGUACUCUCAACAAAUAAAUGAAUAAAUAAGUCCUGUGAUACACCGGUGUCUGACAUGGUUUAUAGACGUGGGCAUUAGUCCUGACAAAUAUAUAUUAUAAUAUGACGAAGGUCUGGCUGUAACAUACUCUCAAACUACUCGUACUAGCACGGAUAUGAGAAGUAAUGGGAUGGCUGAUAUGACUGUCUUUCUAACGGAACCAGAGCGUUAGCCCUCAUUCGCACGAGAGUUUUCUUAACGCACGUUAAAAUAGCGUUCAAAUACAACAAACGCAUUCUAAGUGUAAUAUGUUCAUACGACAUUGUUUUUAUAACACGACGUUUUUUUUCGAGCAGUGUUGCAUUUAAAUUUUGGGCGUUGGAAAUAUUAUUUAUUUAGCUUUAUAAUAUAUUUAAACAACUUCAUUUAGCUUUAUAAUAUAUUUAAACGCUUUAUAACGCACGUUAAAAUAGCGAUCAAAUACAACAAAUGCAUUCCCAAGAAUAGUUAUCCAAGUAUUUGGACGCUUUUUUAUCGAGCAUUGUGGCAUUUUCAAUUUUGGGUGUUGGAAAUAGACCAUGAAUUAAAUUAAGAACGUAAAUAAAAUCGCCAACGCUCAGUUUUAACGUAACGCUUUUUUAAUUCUCGUGCGAAUGAGGACUUGGCUAGUUUAUGUUAUGUGCGUACUAGCUUUGAAUGACUUUGUCACAAAUUCAACCGUGGAUAUUCCGUACACUCAUGUUCCUAGUAAAUAGACCAGCUUUCCGGUUACGUUAUUUAUAACUCUCGAUUCAAUAUGUAGAUUAAAAUGCGUUGAAGUCACAGCAUUAGUAAAAUAUACGCGCUACGAAUCGUAAUACUACGUAGCACAGACUAAAUGUGCUGGAUAGACGGAACUAAUUUGAAAUUUAAUCUAUCAACUAAAAAUAUCUAAUAGAAAAUGUUUGCGGAAAAGCAAAACCAAGUAACGCAUUUUAUAAUAUUUUCCUUGGUAUUAGUCACGUAACUUUGCGGCAACCCUUUAAACUUUGUUGUCGUUUUUGUAUGUAACGAAUAUACUCAAAAACAACUAGACCGAUAUGAAAAAUUCUUUCACCUAUUAGAAAAUUACACUGUCAGGGAGUAAUAUAGGCUAUACCUUUAUCCGUAUUCCCACGGAAAUGGGAAAUAUGCUGGUGAAACUGCGAGGUUCAGCUAGUAAUACAGACGGCCUGGAUUUGAUACGAUAGCGCACCUCUAGCGCUAUCUAUCUUUUUUCUUACUCUUUGUGAUGUUCACUAAUUUAUUAGGAUUUAUAAGAUUAGGUGAUGCAAUGAUGAGUCAAAUGGACCAUUUUAUUUGUAUUCAUAAACACAACCUUUACCUUGCUAACUCGUACAAAGUUAAUCUUUUAAAAUCUUAUUUUUUUUUAUAAAACAAUUCCAACACUGUACAAAGCCUUUAAAUCAAAAGAUAUAAUUAUUAUAAUGUAAUUAUAAAUUUUAGAUUUACCUAAUAUUAAGGUUGUAAAUAUUCCCUGUAAACAUAAGAAAUAAGUAGAUUAUUAGGAAUUAUGUAUAAUUAUUUGUGCGCCAUAGUGUGUUGUAAUUAUUAAUAUGUAUAAAUAAAUAACACAGUUGUAUACAUUUUGUAAUUA